Perognathus longimembris pacificus (Pacific pocket mouse) is the source of this 5927-nucleotide messenger RNA. RefSeq names its product Myb/SANT DNA binding domain containing 2 (gene Msantd2). The record is from RefSeq and is a predicted model, not a curated record. The coding region runs from base 4778 to 5767 and encodes 329 amino acids. The transcript has 4 exons. Lineage: Eukaryota; Metazoa; Chordata; Mammalia; Rodentia; Heteromyidae.
CUUGACAAAUGUUAUCUGCCUGUCUUUGGCACAAUAGUUACUUGUUGUUGUUUAUUCCUAGAGUGUUAAGUAUGCCCUAAUUUUUGCUUAACCUGUCUUGUUCUAAGUAGGGAAGGUCCAGGUUUCUCAUUAACACAGUAGGUACCAUAUGAGUCUCAAAAAUAAAGGAGCCCUUAGGAGAAGAUGUCUAGAAGGACCUUAUAUUCCAAAGAAGCUCCUCCAUAUAAACAUGUGGCCUAGGUGUGGGUCUUACAGUGUUUUGGCUAACCUGAGGUAAUUCUAUGAGUAUCCAUCUGUAGCAUAUAAAGUAUAGAGCUAAAGGUUGUGUGGUUACAUGAAUUUUGUUCAUGAGCAGAGGAUAAAGUCUAUUUCUGACAGUAUUGUCUUCCUUUGGGGCUUUCUCUUUGUAAUGUGAAUGGGCAAGACAUUCAGCAGUUAGAAUGAAGUAACCUAGGACUUGAUAUUCACCGAGAACCAAAAUUUCCUAAAUUACCUAUAUAUACUAUGUAAGAAUCUUUCCUCAUGAAGAUAGUCCUGACUACUUAUAAACAGAGUGUAUCUUUCAUAGCUUGUUUAUGAAUGAAGUGCAAGCUGGUAGGAUUCAAUCCUGGACAGUUUCCCACAAAGACUGAACUUUCAGACAGAUAGAACUCUUUGUGAUGGUCAUUCUGUUUGUCUCUAAGUUCAGAAAAUAAUUGAGUCCUUUUUCCUUCUUGAUUUUAUUCUUGAAUAUUUCAUUUGUUUUGUUUGUAAGGUACAAGAAAUACAAUUUGGGUAGGAAUGACUUCAGAGUUCCCCUUGGCAGCUGGUUCGAUGCCCAGAACUGAAUGCUGUGCUCCAGCUGUGGCCUCACCGGUGCUGAAUAGAGAGGAAGAGCCACCUCCAUAGCUUACAUGUGAUACCUCUGCUUAUACAACCCAAUACUGGAUUUACUUACUUUGGCAAGAUAGCUGCAUUGUGCACUGUAUUUAAUGUUACGUGUACUGUAACCCUGGGUCUUUCUCUGCAUUGCUGCCGUUAAACCCCCAAUCCUGCCAAUCUAAAACUCCUGCCUUUGUUUACCCACCCUCCUCUCCCAUAGAUUCCCCAUACAUUCAUCCACAAUGAAUGUCAUCCUUUUUAUUCUUUCAUUUCCUUUUACUCUAAUCUUAAACUUUGGCAAACUUUAACUGUUUUAUAAAUUGUUGGUUGUCAGCCAUCCUGUUUUUCUCCUCAUUCUGGUAGUAGAACAUCAUCUGAGUCUUUCUUUCCAUUUUGAAGUCAUUAAGCACUUGGCAGGAUAGAUUUAAUAAGGAUUCACCUGGUGUUUCUUCCAAAUCAAGUAUUCAGGAACCUUUUUGGUUUGAUCCAUUAAUGCACUGUGACUUAUUCUUGAGUUUCUACUGAGAUUUUCUUCUGGCCACUCUUCCCGUGGCUUCAUUCAAGAUGGAUAGUGCUUUCUCACAGUUGUUCUUCUAGGGAAGAGUCAAGAAGACAGUAUCAGUUCAUUGGGGGAAAUUGCUACCAGUAUUUUUAAUUUCAUAAGUGUAGUCUUUAAUAAUUUUAAGCAAAUUCUUUCCCCCUUAGAUCCUACCAAGAAGAGUUUAAGUUUCUUUAAUUUCUGAGAUCAAUGAGGUAAAGGAAGAAGGAACAGUGAAGGCAUUGUUGAACAGGAUGUGUUUCUCCAAGAAAGCUAAAUCGAGGCUUUUGCUGGAAUUGGUAGUUAUCUGGAAUGGAAGGUGUGACCUUGCUUUUCCUAGAUUCUGGAACAUUAUUGUAAUUUCAGUUUUAGAGUGGAUUUUUAAGUUGGCUUAUUUAUGACUGUUGGUUGACACAGACACCCACUCUUAAUUACAUGCUUUGGUUAAUCAUUUAAAAUGUGGAAUGUGUAGCCUUUUCUGAUUACUGUGGAUGUUAAGAGUUGGAAAGUCUCCAUAUGCCCUAUUUAUUCAUUUUGAAGUUCUCAAGUUUAACUGAAUCCCAGUGUUUCUUGUGGUGGCAGAGGGUUUUUUGCUUGUUGUUUUGUGUUCUCUCUUAGUUGAUAUGUUCCAUUUAAACAUCCUCUCUUUGUAUUUGCAGUCUUUAUACAAAUAUUCAUUCGUAUCUUGAAACAGAUAAAAUCAAUUUGGAAAUUGUUCUAAUGUAGCAGUGUACCAAAUUACUCUCAAUUUACAAGUUACUGAAAACAUCUUUCAGGCAUCUGGUAGAUAUUUUAUAUGUCAGCAUAUUACACUAUAAAAUAUAAAAGUGUAUUACAAAAGUACACCCACAAGUAAGAGGUGACAAGAUCUGUUAGUCAUUUCUAGUGAAAUAUAAAAUAUGUCACCUGAUUCUUAUCUAUAAUCAUUAGAUAUGGCUAAUUUUAUUAUUUACGGUUAGAUGCUGUGUUCGACUUACAGUCUGUAAGUUUGUUUUAGUUAUGUAAACCAAGUGAAAUUUUGAGCUCAAUUUGGUGGUGUUGAGUGAGUUUUCUUUCCUGUUGUUUUCCACUGUGUAUAUUAUCAAGAAUUGAUGGCUUUGCUUGUGCCUGUGUCACUUGCCUAAUAACAGUGAUGAUACCUUUCUUCCAAAGACCAUUAGUUUAUUCCUUGACCUCUGAAAUAACUGUAGGUGACAAAGCUGAGUGGGUUCUUUUGCGUAAUGAUUGCUUUUCUCCAGGCAGCCACUAAGUUAUGAGGAGAGCAUGAGUUCCCUCUCCAUUUAUAGCUUUGGAAGGGCGAAAGGGACAGGGUUGGGACUCUCCAUAUAUGGUCCUUGGAGAGUUGGAAAGAGUGGUUGGGGUGUUCUUGGAGGCAGAAAACUAGACAUGAUGAGAUAAAAAUAAGUUGGCAGGGGAUGUUUGCAGUUGAAAUUCCAGUCCCUCUGAGGAGGGCAGAGGGUGCUGGGAAAGGGGCAUGUGUAGAAGGUCAGAUCUGCUGCAGUAGUUAUCGCCUUCCAUUGGAAGAUUUGGCUAUGACAUACAGUUCCAAAGUUCGUGGUUCUAGUUUGUUUUCUAUAGCUUUGUCUUGCGUGGUUGUGACUAUCCUUUAUGCAAAGAAAGAAAUGCUUUAAAUAAGAGAGUGUAUUUUUGGAAACCUCAGUUCUCUGAGACAUCAUUUGAGGCACCAGAAAAGAUGUCAAGAAAGGGAAAAUGGGACAGGUGCUUAUGCAGGGGUAGGCUGGCUGGCUAAGGGCGGGUGGCUCUAAUUAUGUCUGAAGAUGCUCUUUAUAUGUAUUAUACUUUUAUUAUUCCUUUUGCUUGUCUGGAUUUCUGGCCUCAAGAAAAUAUUAUUUUUAAAAUAUCUUGUCAGUUGUCCACUGUAUUUAAAAGAUGCUAUAUUUGCACAGAAGCUCUAUAAAAAUGAUCAGGAGUCAUUUUAGUUUGGUGAGUACAGGUAUUAUAUUGAUUUAUGGAACGAAAGCAAUCUCACUUUUAGAAAAAUUUUAGAAGAAUUUUUAGUAAUGCCUGUAAAUUAAAUCAGAGGUGACCUGGUUUUGUACUGUUGAGUUAGAAAGUAUUUGGGAGCCUACCAAGGAAAAGGACUGUUGUCUCUGAAAAGAAUAUAUCUAUAUAUCAGAGUGAAAUCCAGUAAAGUAAAAGAGAGAUGAGAAGAGCAGAAAAGGCAUAGUCAGAGAAGGAAUAGAGGUUGAAUGUGGCUAAAUUUGGAAGCUGGGACUAAGUCCUUGUUUUGUUUUCUGAAAUUCAUGCAAUAGCAUCAUGUACAAUUAAACUCAGGAAUCUGAGCAAAUAAUCAGAAAUAUGCAUUAAAAGCAAAGAACAUGACAAAUUGGAAGGAUUGGACAAGAUAAUGAAGUUUUCCAGGUUUAUAUAUGGGCUUUUAUUAUGACAUUUAUUUAAUGUGUGCAAUGUGGCAGAAAUACAAGUGAAAUAAUUCUCCAUCUCCCCCUCCCACACCCCCCUCCCAGUAAAGAAACUGUUCUGUUGCUUUGAUACCGUUGGCUAUCAUUUUGAGUUGGGAGACUAGUGAAUUGUCUGUUUUUAGGUGCAGGUAUUAGUGUGCUGCUUCUUAAUCAUUAGUGUCUGAGACUGGGAUACCAAUGUGGCUUUAACUUCAGUUUUAAAUUUUAGUAAAGUGAGUUAGUAAGGAAUAUAGACUACUUAAGUAAUAUGUUUUACUAGCUAAUUGAUGUAAGCAGUUGUUUUUGCCCUGUAUUUGUUCCUGGAAUCAAGGGUAAGGAAGGUAUUCUCUGCUUUGGGAAGUUCUUCUUUCUGUCUUCCUUGCCUCACUUUUUCCAAAUUCUGGGCACAUAGCAGCUCUCUCUUUUCUGUGGCAGGUGUGCAUCCUAUUGGCUGGCUGGUAUUUCUUGUUUUUUCCCCCUCUAUAUUCUUUUUAAGUGGGGGAGGGAGUAUAAAAUGUAUGUUUGGGUACAUGCAAUAAUGUUGUAAUGUUUCUUGUUGUUUAAUUGAUAAUUAAUUGCAAAGUAAUUGUUUGAUAACAUGUUUGAGUAAAUGCUAAAUUAGUUUUUUAAUGUAAUAAUGAAUUUGAAAUCUAGCAUUCCUGUAACAAUGUGUCUAUGUUUGUCUGUCUGUGUCUGUCUAAUAGUAAUUAAUAUCUGUGGUCCUUACCUGGAAGAGGAAGUACAGCUUUAAAGAAUAACAAAAGACUUUGUGUCUUAGACCCUUCGCAGGUGUUACAGUCGGGUGAAAGAACAUGGUGUUGGGAAAAGAAAGAGCAGUUACACAUUUGAACAGUUGGAACAGGUGUUUGGUCAGGGAGGAUGGGAUGCUCAGCCCUGCCAGCCUGUACUUAUUAACAGUAGUGGCUUGUACCAGGAGCUGGAGUCAGAUGGCAGCACUAUGGAGGACUAUUCACAGGAGGACUGGGGAAACCACAGUCAGGAUCUCCAUGGCUAUCCAACAGAUCAGGAAUUGGAUGAAAUACCUGUCACAAAAAGAACACUAAAAAUAAAACAAGAGUCUUCUGAAGAAGCACAGAAGCGAGACAUUAUGCAGAAUAUUGUACAAAUUUUGGAAUCGGUACAGUUGAAAUGGGAACUAUUUCAGAGCUGGACAGACUUUUCAAGACUUCAUCUUUCUAAUAAACUGGCCAUUUUUGGAAUUGGUUAUAAUACCCGUUGGAAAGAGGAUAUUCGGUACCAUUAUGCUGAGAUCAGCUCCCAGGUGCCCCUUGGCAAGCGUCUUCGGGAGUACUUCAACUCUGAGAAGCCCGAGGGACGCAUCAUUAUGACUCGAGUACAAAAAAUGAAUUGGAAAAAUGUUUAUUACAAAUUUUUAGAGAUCACUAUUAGUGAAGCUAGGUGCCUGGAGCUGCACAUGGAGAUUGACUGGAUACCCAUUGCCCACUCCAAACCAACUGGUGGGAACGUUGUUCAGUAUUUAUUGCCAGGAGGGAUUCCUAAAAGCCCAGGCCUUUAUGCCAUCGGCUAUGAAGAAUGUAUUGAAAGGCCACUCACACCUCACUUGGAACGACGCUCCUUAGACCCAGGAAAAGAAGGCCGGGUUGACCUGGAAAGCCUUUCAGCACAAGCCUCGUUACAGGUGGAAAUGGAGCCCACCCGAAUUAUCUAUUGCUACCUCGGGAUUGCUGAGGUUAGAACUCUGCAGCAAUGCUUGUUUUUACAUUUCCAAGCAAACACCAAAACCUUCAGCAAAGAUUGGGUUGGUAUUAAUGGGUUUUUGUCUCAGAACUGUAUUGUAGAUCCUGGGGUUUCUCCCAAAUCCAUCUAUAUCAAAUUUGUAGAAGUAGAGAGGGAUUUUCUUUCUGCUGGCUCUCUAGUUGAGUGCCUGGAAAAAGCCAUCGGAUACCCGUUAAAAUUUAACAACUGAAUGUCAUCCUUCAUAAGGAUGUGGGGCUCCUACUUCCCUCUUCUACUUACUUCCCAGUACCCUGCCCACCCUCAUCCAGAUGCUGCCGUCAGACUCUUCAUGGGAACUCUCUUCACCACUGGGCCAGUACAGCCGCCAAGGAAUCAUAGUAGACUUGGGC